This is a messenger RNA of Hevea brasiliensis (rubber tree), 991 nucleotides long. RefSeq names its product ethylene-responsive transcription factor LEP. The record is from RefSeq and is a predicted model, not a curated record. Gene Ontology annotation, biological process: regulation of DNA-templated transcription. The transcript has a single exon. Lineage: Eukaryota; Viridiplantae; Streptophyta; Magnoliopsida; Malpighiales; Euphorbiaceae. The coding region runs from base 56 to 907 and encodes 283 amino acids. Gene Ontology annotation, molecular function: DNA binding; DNA-binding transcription factor activity.
GAUCAAAACCCAUCAAAUCAGAAUCCAAUCCUUUCUUAUAUUUUUUUCCCUCAUCAUGAAUCCGUCUCCAUCCAAGUCCAAGAAGAAGCAAACCCACCAGCAACCGCAGGAACCGACUCAAGCUGCUGCAGAAGGUGUAAGGUUUCUGGGUGUUCGGAGACGGCCAUGGGGAAGAUAUGCAGCGGAAAUAAGAGACCCUUCCACCAAAGAAAGGCAUUGGUUAGGCACAUUUGACACCGCCGAAGAAGCUGCCUUGGCAUACGACAGAGCCGCCCGCUCCAUGCGUGGCUCUCGAGCUCGCACCAACUUUGUUUACUCUGAUAUGCCCGCAGGUUCUUCUGUCACCUCCAUUAUCUCCCCUGAUGAGCCGCAACAAAUACAAUCCCUACAGCAGCAGCAGCAACAACAACAAGCAAAUAACUUUUCCUCAUCAAUCUUUUUUCCUCCAUCUCAGCUUGACCCAGCCUCCAUUUUCAAUAACCAGCAGGAUUUCAGCUCAUCCCAAUGCCAUUUCUCCGACGGUUUUUCUUCGGUGGCUGGCGUUGACAUGUGGGGUUGCUCCUCCACUACUACAUAUCAUCAUGACAAACAACUCCCAGCCAUAACUAACGAUGAACUUCCUCCAUUGCCAUGCGACAUUUCCAGCAGCUUUUCGAGCUCAGUUGAUUCAGGCAUUCACAAUUUGGGUUAUGAAAUGAGUCAAGGUGGAUGGAGUAAUACAACUUCAUCAGGAUUGAUGGGGCUUGAAGAUCAAACCACAAUGACAAACGGGUUCGAGUCAGGUGGAUCAUAUUUCGGGUUUGACGCCGGCGAGUACGUCCACAGCCCGCUUUUUAGCAGGAUGCCAUCGGUUUCAGAGACGGUACCUGAUGGUUUUGAUUUGGGUUCCUCAGCUUACUUCUUCUAAUGAUAAAGCUGUGUUGUCUAAUCUUUCCUGAGCUAAAUUCAUGUGGUUUCUUUGUUUUAUUAUCAUUCUUUUUUGGAUCUUCUU